GCUCUCCCCUCCAAUAAAAGGACCAGGAAGCGCCAGAGAGGCCAGAGGAACCUGAGCCGCGCACCCGCAGCCCUGGAAGAGGCCCGCUGGCUCAGGCUCUGCUCAGACCCACACGAUGUCCUGCCGCUCCUACCGGAUCAACUCGGGAUAUGGGGUCACCAGGACCUUCAGCUCCUGCUCGGCUGUGGCCCCCAAAACUGGCAGCCGCUGCUGCAUCACUGCCGCCCCUUAUAGGGGGGUGUCCUGCUACCGGGGGCUGACCGGGGGCUUCGGGAGCCGCAGCCUCUCUCACCUGGGCGCCUGUGGGCCCCGCAUGGCGGUGGGCGCCUUCCGCUCUGGCUCCGGCGGCCGCAGCUUCGGAUACCGCUCAGGAGGUGUGUGCGGGCCCAGCCCACCCUGCAUCACCACCGUGUCGGUCAAUGAGAGCCUCCUCACACCCCUCAACCUGGAGAUCGAUCCCGAUGCGCAGUGCGUGAAGCAUGAGGAGAAGGAGCAGAUCAAGUGUCUCAACAACAGGUUCGCUGCCUUCAUCGACAAGGUGCGCUUCUUGGAGCAGCAGAACAAGCUGUUGGAGACCAAGUGGCAGUACUACCAGAACCAGCGCUGCUGCGAGAGCAACCUGGAGCCGCUGUUCAAUGGCUACAUUGAGACGCUGAGGCGGGAGGCUGAGUGUGUGGAGGCCGACAGCGGGAGGCUGGCCUCAGAGCUGAACCACGUGCAGGAGGUGUUGGAGGGCUACAAGAAGAAGUAUGAAGAGGAGGUGGCUCUGAGAGCUACGGCAGAGAACGAGUUCGUGGUUCUAAAGAAGGACGUGGAUUGCGCAUACCUGCGGAAAUCAGACCUGGAGGCUAAUGUGGAGGCCCUGGUGGAGGAGUCCAGCUUCCUGAAGCGCCUCUAUGACGAGGAGCUCCAGAUUCUCCACGCCCACAUCUCAGACACCUCGGUCAUCGUCAAGAUGGACAACAGCCGGGACCUGAACAUGGACUGUGUCGUGGCUGAGAUCAAGGCCCAGUACGAUGAUGUCGCCAGCCGCAGCAGGGCCGAGGCCGAGUCCUGGUACCGCAGCAAGUGCGAGGAGAUGAAGGCCACAGUGAUCCGUCACGGGGAGACCCUGCGCCGCACCAAGGAGGAGAUCAAUGAGCUGAACCGCAUGGUCCAGAGGCUGACCGCCGAGAUUGAGAAUGCCAAGUGCCAGCGGGCCAAGCUGGAGGCUGCCGUGGCCGAGGCAGAGCAACAAGGCGAAGCGGCCAUCAGCGAUGCCCGCUGCAAGCUGGCCGAGCUGGAGGCCGCCCUGCAGAAGGCCAAGCAGGACAUGGCCUGUCUGCUCAAGGAGUACCAGGAGGUGAUGAACUCCAAGCUGGGCCUGGACAUCGAGAUCGCCACCUACAGGCGCCUGCUGGAGGGCGAGGAGCACAGGCUGUGUGAAGGCGUGGGCGCCGUGAAUGUGUGUGUCAGCAGCUCCCGCGGCGGAGUCACCUGCGGGGGCCUCACGUGUAGCACCACCCCGGGGCGCCAGAUUGUCUCGGGCCCCAUGGCCACCGGGGGCAGCAUCACGGUGAUGGCGCCUGACUCCUGCGCCCCCUGCCAGCCGCGCCCCUCCAGCUUCAGUUGCGGGAGCAGCCGGUCUGUCCGCUUUGCAUAG
This is a messenger RNA of Myotis lucifugus (little brown bat), 1642 nucleotides long. RefSeq names its product keratin, type II cuticular Hb5. Gene Ontology annotation, molecular function: structural constituent of skin epidermis. The coding region runs from base 116 to 1642 and encodes 508 amino acids. The record is from RefSeq and is a predicted model, not a curated record. Gene Ontology annotation, biological process: intermediate filament organization; keratinization. Lineage: Eukaryota; Metazoa; Chordata; Mammalia; Chiroptera; Vespertilionidae. Gene Ontology annotation, cellular component: keratin filament. The transcript is spliced from 9 exons.